Maylandia zebra (zebra mbuna) is the source of this 1820-nucleotide messenger RNA. The record is from RefSeq and is a predicted model, not a curated record. Lineage: Eukaryota; Metazoa; Chordata; Actinopteri; Cichliformes; Cichlidae.
UCUUGUCCAUGCUGUCUCUCUUUAACGAACAUUAAGCCUUGUCCUUAAUUAAUCUCAGUGGCUAGAGUGGAUCAAACCCACUGGCUGCACCCAUUGAUCCCAAAGAAGAAAGACUCUUGAAAAGAUGAUUAUAUCUCAGCUAACAUGCUCCAUUGUGCAGUCUGGUGAGUAUUUGACUUGUUGCCUGAUAGAUGAGCAUGACUUAAAUAAGGAGUUGGGGUCAGUGGUUAUAUUUACUUUUUACAGGAGGAGGAGCUGUGUGUGCAACAGUAGCAGGAUAUAAAAUGUGACCUCUCCUCUGCACAUCUCUUCUAGAAGCCUGAGUGUGACAGUGUGUACCACCAUGAAGACCUGCGUGCUGUUAUCACUGCUGCUGGCGUUGGGUUGUGUGACCAUCAAUGGUGCACCAGUGGAGCGUGGUGGCAUGGAGCCAGGUUCAUGUGAAGACGCAUCAACAAAAGCAGCUGCUGAACUGGCUCUUACCAAAAUCAACCAGGACAGGAAGGAGGGCUACAUCUUCAGCCUGCACCGCCUGUCCAACGCACACAUAAAGAGACAUGGAGAUAAUGGUGUGGUCUCCUACCUGACUCUGGAUGUCGUGGAGACCAAAUGCAGCGUUCUCAGCAAGAAGGACUGGAAGAGCUGUGAGACUCGUCCCACUGCAAACAUGCCGGUAUAUGGACAGUGCAAAGCUGCUAUCUUCAUCAACAAGGUGCACAGAGUGGAGCGUCUCUACAAAUACAGCUGUGUUAUCAGACCAGGUAGGGUGCAUGAGAGCUGUCCCGGCUGUCCAUAUUUACCUCGCAAUAAUGAGGAAGCUGAAGUUCAGAAGACUGUGACCAAGUCUCUGGAGAAAUUCCACAACCAGAGCAGGCUGGCCAAUCGGUUCACUCUGCUCAAAAUCUCCCGUGCUACUGCACAGGUUGUCGCAGGUUCAAUUUACCGUGUGGAAUACACCAUCCAGGAGACCACCUGCCCCCACAGCACAGAAGCAGUGACGGCUGAGAACUGCCCCCCUAUGGACUGCGAGUUUGCUCACAAGGGCUUCUGUAAGGCAUCCCUCUUCCAGCCUCUUUUUGAUGAGGAGCAAAUUAAUGUCGACUGUGAGCUCUAUGUGCCUGAGGCUGCUAAGAGACAGAUGAUGCUCCCCCUGCUGGGUGGAGAGACUGACCACAGCCACAACGACACACAAUCACACAGCCACGACCACACCAAGAGCCACUCGCAUCAUGGCCACAACAGGAACCAAACUGAUGACCACAAUCACCACCAAACACAUGACCAUGCCACAGGCAGUUCCCACAGGCACUGGGACCACUCCCACGACCACGGUCUGAACCACGAUCAUGUGCACACUCAUCAUGCCAAGGCACACAACAAGCACGCUGUAGGUGUGCACAUCCAUGAGCAUGACCACGAGCUGGCUCUGGACCACGACCACAAGCACGGUCACCUACAUGAACACGAGCACCACCACCAUCCCCACGAGCACGAACAUGAGAACACACCCCACGAUGAUGCAAAGGGAACAGUGAUAGUCCUGCCUGCCUUGGGCCAGCCUGUGACCUUGUCUUCCUUCCCUGAUGUCCCCGCCGGUGGGCCUGGAGUUGGAGUCACUCUCCCACUUAAGCCUGACCCUCAGGUUCCCGGACAGAUGGAGCCCGCCAUCGAGCCCUUCCCAACCUCAGUCUCUGCCCUGUGCCCCACCAAAAAGGGAGGGGAUCAAGGUGUGGGGAUUCUCUUUGCUAAUGACCCCAUGUUCAAGCCGGCUGCAUAAUGUGGUGUAUGAAAAUGUAAUAAACACAGUGUGCAAAACUCAU